UGAAUACAACCGUGGAAUGUCAGAUUUCAUAAUUCCGUAAAACGUACCAUUUCUCCGGAUAACGUCAAUACGUCGUCGUUUUGAGAGUGUCGGUUCUUUUGAUACCUUGAUUCUGAAUCGUUUCCUUCCCUUCACCUCAAUUUCGUUUUCUGAAAUUACGCAAACGAAGCCUCACUCUCCUCUCUGUUGCUGCAUGUCUCCAUGGCCUCGGGUUCAGAUUUUGCUUUAGCAGUCCCUUCAGAAUUGGAAUCAAUUUUGAGGUUGAAGACUGUUAACUACUUUAUAACUAGGAGGCCAUGGCUUGAUCUUUAUGGAGUUAAUGUGAGACCCGUUGCGCCGUUUGGAAGUGCAAGUAGAAAGCCUCACGUGGAUCCUGCGCUUAUACAUCGUGUCUUACCAGAUGAGUUGCUCUUUGAGGUAUUUGCUCGAACGACUCCAUAUGAUUUGGGAAAAGCAUCUUGUGUUUGUCGAAAAUGGCGGUAUACAAUUCGCAACCCUGCAUUUUGGCGCAAUGCAUGCUUGAAGGGUUGGCAGCUCUCUGGAGCGGUUGAAAACUAUAAGAUACUUCAAUCAAAAUAUGAUGGCUCAUGGCGGAAAAUGUGGCUCUUACGUCCAAGGUUGCGAACUGAUGGUCUUUAUGCAAGCAGAAAUACCUACAUUCGGGCUGGAGUUGCAGAGUGGAAAAUCACUAAUCCUGUUCACGUGGUCUGUUAUUUCCGAUACCUGAGAUUUUUUCCUUCUGGGAGAUUUCUUUACAAGAAUUCUUCUCAAAAGAUCAAGGAUGUGGUGAAGUGCAUGAACUUUCGAUCAUCUAAAUCAGAUGACAGUGUCUUUGGUGGACACUACACAUUGGCAGAUGACAAGGUUGAAGCUGCUGUCUUGUAUCCAGGCAUGCGACCUACUGUUUUGAGGAUACGCAUGAGGUUAAGAGGAACAACUGCAGGGGCUAACAAUAGAAUGGAUUUGAUCUCACUUGUCACUAGUGGUGUGAACAGUAGUGAGGCAAGCACAUCUGAGGAAGACAUUCUUGGAGUCGUUGAAGGAUGGCAAGAUGAUGAAACACACAACCCAGAUGUGCCAGCAGUCUCACAUAAGAGGGGCAUGACUUCCUUUGUCUUUGUUCCAUUUGAGGAGGCGGAGGCUUCUGUUUUGAAUUUGCCUGUGGAGAAAAUGGAUUAUUAUGUUCCUGGUUGAAUGAUGCCGCAGAAUAUGUCUGGUUCCAAUUGUAAAUAUUCCAUAAGUUCCCAUAUAAAGUCAAAAUAAUUUGUGUAGUUGCAUGCAUGUAUGACAAUGGUGUGAUGAUGUUGAUUCUGUUGAGUUGUGGAAUUUAUCUUAUGUUCUGCUUUGUGCACCUAGGUAACUAUAAAAACAGUAUGUACAUAAUUGUAAUUAUAGUUUGUUGCAUGCAAACCAUGUAUUCAUCUGUCAAAAAGUUGAAGGAUAAAUCGGAAGCUUGGUAGAAUUUUAAUUUACAUGAAAUAAAUGGUAUUGAUGUGUGAUGUCCUGAA
Molecule: messenger RNA, 1508 nt
Organism: Cicer arietinum (chickpea)
Lineage: Eukaryota; Viridiplantae; Streptophyta; Magnoliopsida; Fabales; Fabaceae
Product: F-box protein 7
Biological process (GO): SCF-dependent proteasomal ubiquitin-dependent protein catabolic process
Cellular component (GO): SCF ubiquitin ligase complex; cytoplasm
Molecular function (GO): protein binding
Source: RefSeq, a predicted model, not a curated record